Molecule: messenger RNA, 2332 nt
Organism: Amyelois transitella
Lineage: Eukaryota; Metazoa; Arthropoda; Insecta; Lepidoptera; Pyralidae
Gene: Alg2
Product: alpha-1,3/1,6-mannosyltransferase ALG2
Exons: 1
Coding region: 94-1359 (421 amino acids)
Molecular function (GO): alpha-1,3-mannosyltransferase activity; GDP-Man:Man(1)GlcNAc(2)-PP-Dol alpha-1,3-mannosyltransferase activity
Source: RefSeq, a predicted model, not a curated record
UAUGCUUGGUAGUGUUGUUUGGCACUAAAACCACUAAUCUGUGUGUUAAUGUAAUAUGAUCAUCGGUAGUACUUACCAGUGCUUAACAUAACCAUGGUGAAAAUAUUAUUUCUACAUCCAGAUCUCGGCAUCGGCGGGGCAGAGCGAUUAGUUUUAGAUGCCGCAUUAGCUUUCAAGGCAAGGGGUCAUGAUGUUGCGUUUUACACAAAUCAUCACGACCCAACACAUUGCUUUGCAGAAACCAGAGAUGGAACAUUCCCUGUUACUGUUGUCGGAGACUGGAUACCCAGAUCUAUUCUUGGUAGAUUCAAAGCGGCCUGCGCCUAUACUCGCAUGGUUUAUGCGGCUGUAUAUAUGGCCUGGUAUGUGAUACCUGUUGAAGAACCAACAUUAAUUUUUUGUGACCUCAUAUCUUUGUGCAUACCAUUCCUGAAGAUGGCUCGAGGACCUUUCAGAAUUGUUUUCUAUUGUCAUCAUCCAGAUAAAUUACUGACAACAGAAGGUGGCUUUCUCAAGAAGCUUUAUAGGACCCCUCUCAACUGGUUGGAAGAGUUGACUACAGCAAGAGCUGAUAAGGUUUUAGUCAAUAGCAAAUACACUGCUAGAGUUUAUCAAGAUGCAUUUCAGGGUAUCAAAGAUAUUCCUGAUAUUUGUUAUCCAUCAAUAAACACUGAAUUUUUUAAUACAACUAUCCCUAAACCUUUAAAAGAAAUAGUACCGGUAGGUAUGGAUAAGUUUAUAUUCUUGUCAAUCAAUAGAUAUGAGAGGAAGAAGAAUUUGAAAUUGGCUUUAAAAGCUUUGGACCAUUUGAAGCACAUUGUAAAUGAAUCAGACUGGAGUAGAGUGCAUUUAAUUAUGGCAGGAGGAUUUGAUCCUAUAAAUUUAGAAAAUAUGGAACAUUUUAUUGAAUUGACAGAUCUAGCUGCAGAAUUAGACAUAGAAGAAAAAGUGACAUUCAUGAAAUCUCCCAAGGAUGUGGAGAAAGUAUCUCUUCUGUAUAACUGCAAAGCUUUAAUUUAUACCCCUUCUAAUGAGCACUUUGGGAUAGUUCCUUUAGAAGCAAUGUAUUAUAGUAAACCUGUUAUAGCUGUUAAUAGUGGAGGUCCCACUGAGACUGUAGUGAAUGAAGUGACAGGGUUCCUUUGUGAGCCAAAUAGUAAAUCUUUUGCUACUGCUAUGAGCAAAUUGAUGUCAAAUCCAGAUUUAUGUGUGAGGUUGGGUGAAGCAGGAAGAAAGAGGUUUGAAACAAAGUUCUCAUUUGAUGCAUUCACUGAGCAGCUCGAUGGUAUCUUGACAAGGGAGAGGCAAAUAAUAUCGGAAGUACGAGCCAUUGAGUAUGAGCAGAAAAAACAUAAAUAACAUAAUGCUAACUCUCCUACAAUAUGUGAUAUUGUUUGAGAGUAACUAACCAAAGAAUUGAGUGCGAUAUUUCAAUGGAUUACUUACCAUCAAUGUUAAACAAAUUUUAUUGUGUUUGCUGUCAUCUAAUUAUUUCUAUUGUUGCUGCUUUUUGGACUUAGUUGUGGUUUAGCACAUUACACAGCAGUCACAAAACUGAUGUAAACAUGCAUCAAACCAGUGCUGGAUUGUUUGACUAUCAUUGUGUAGAGCUGACAUUCUAAAUUUGGCAUUUUCUUAUGAUUAAGCAAUUUUUGAAUUUGAAAUCCAUGUAUAAGGUUUGUUCAUGAAUGUUGGAAAGGUAUAUAUUUUCACUUUUUGGUUACCAAUUGUGUAAGAUAAGCCUUCUCAAUGUUUGUUUAAACCUAGCCAGUCAAGAAAGCUUUAGAUUAUAUUUAAAUAUUUUCCUGUAGUUUCUAGGUACAAUGUUGUAAUUAUUCUAAUGUUUGACUAGUUAUUAAAAUAAGACAAAUCUGACUUGAAUUUAGUGAGGCGUUAAAGUACUUUUAAUAAAAUGUAGAUGUAGGUUUGCUCCUGCCAUGUUCAUAAAAUAUAGAAAUCCCAGUUGACUAUGGUUGAAAAGCGUUAAAAUGCAUUAAGCGUUAAAAACUGAUCAUAAAAUAUACUCUUUUGUAUUGUGCAUUUUCUAAGAUUCAAUUAUAGUCAUGACUUUGUAAUUGAAUGGAAAAUGUGGCCCACUAGACAUCAAAAUUAUUAGAUUUAGAUGAGAUAGAAUUCCUGCAAGAAGGCUUGUUUGCAUUAUGAUAUCAUUAGAUACCAAGGGUACUAAUUAUGAUUAAGAUUUUCCUCUGACUUGACUUUGUAUAGUAAAUAAACAUAAUAUAAAAGUUAUGUACAUAAAUAUGUUUAUGUACUUAUAUUGUGAUGUUAUAAUAAAUGUUGAUGACUUGAUUAACAAACUAAUUCUAUAUUA